This is a messenger RNA of Plasmodium gaboni, 1290 nucleotides long. Its product is annotated as putative 2-oxoisovalerate dehydrogenase subunit alpha, mitochondrial. Gene Ontology annotation, biological process: branched-chain amino acid catabolic process. The transcript has a single exon. Gene Ontology annotation, molecular function: oxidoreductase activity, acting on the aldehyde or oxo group of donors, disulfide as acceptor. The record is from RefSeq and is a predicted model, not a curated record. NCBI's taxonomy places the organism in Eukaryota, Apicomplexa, Aconoidasida, Haemosporida, Plasmodiidae. Bases 1 to 1290 code for a protein of 429 amino acids.
AUGAAAAAUAUUUUUCAGAAAUACUUACAAAGGAGUAGCACAAAGUUAUUUAACAGAACAAAUUUAUUAAAUUUAAAUAAGAAAUGUAAUUUUUCUGGAUACAAAAUUUACAGUGACGGGUUAGUUCACUCAGAAUUUUCUACCGAAUUAAAAACUGUAAAUGAAGUUAUAAAAAUGCCUAUUUAUAGAAUAUUGGAUACAAAUGGAAAUUUAUUAGACGGUCAUGAAGCGCCAUUUAAAGAUGAAGAAGUAUUAAAAGUUUACAAAGAUAUGGUUGAAUUUUCUAUAUGGGAUGAAAUAUUUUAUGGAAUACAAAGACAAGGUAGAAUAUCAUUUUAUAUAGUUAAUGAGGGAGAAGAAGGUUUACAAUUUGGUAUGGGUAAAGCAUUAAGUGUCGAUGAUCAUUUAUAUUGUCAAUAUAGAGAAACAGGUGUUUUAUUAUCAAGAGGUUUUACUUACACUGAUAUAUUAAAUCAAUUAUUCGGUACAAAAUAUGAUGAAGGUAAAGGUAGACAAAUGUGCAUAUGCUAUACUAAAAAAGAUUUAAAUAUUCAUACUAUUACUACACCAUUAGGAUCUCAAUUAUCUCAUGCUGCUGGUUGUGGAUAUGCAUUAAAACUAAAAAAUCAAAAAGCUGUUGCUGUUACUUAUUGUGGUGAUGGUUCUUCAUCAGAAGGAGAUUUUUAUGCUGCUCUAAAUUUUGCUUCUGUAAGACAAUCACAAACCAUGUUUGUAUGCAAAAACAACUUGUAUGCUAUAUCCACAUCUAUUAAAGAUCAAUAUAGAGGUGAUGGUAUUGCACCAAGAGCAUUAGCACUAGGAAUAGAAUCUAUAAGAGUUGAUGGAAAUGAUUUAUUCGCGAGUUAUCUAGCUACCAAAAAAUUAAGAGAAAUUUGUAUUCAAGAAUCCAAACCAGUUUUUAUUGAAUUCAUGUCUUACAGAUAUGGUCAUCAUAGUACUUCUGAUGAUUCUAGUUUGUAUAGACCAAAAGAAGAAAAUGAAGCAUGGAGACAAGAAGGAGUACACCCAAUUAGUAGAAUCUUUUUAUAUCUAAAGAAUAAAAACUUAUAUAGUGAAAAAGAAGAUCAAGAACACCGAAAAAGUGUCAAAGAAAAAGUAUUAAAAGAAUUAAAAAAAUAUGAAAGUGUUAAAAGAUAUAAUAUUGUCGGUGGGUUGUUUGAAGAUGUAUAUCAUGAAGAAGAUUGGAAUCUUAAAGAACAAAGAGAAAACUUUGAGCAAUUUUUCAAAGAAAAUAAACAUAAUUAUGAUACAACAAAAUUUGAAGCAUGA